Molecule: messenger RNA, 2442 nt
Organism: Actinia tenebrosa (Australian red waratah sea anemone)
Lineage: Eukaryota; Metazoa; Cnidaria; Anthozoa; Actiniaria; Actiniidae
Product: nucleolar complex protein 3 homolog
Biological process (GO): DNA replication initiation
Cellular component (GO): nucleolus
Molecular function (GO): chromatin binding
Source: RefSeq, a predicted model, not a curated record
CUUUGUAGUAAUAAAUUUGAUUUUGAGACUAUUAUUCCUUGAAAAUGGUCAAAAAAAAAUUGGGAAAAGCUAAACAAACCAAGAAUAAGUCUGCACGGAAUAACAGGAAAGCGAUACAAACUGAUUUUAUUGAAGAAAUCGAUGAUUUUAACGAAGAAGACGAAGUCGAACAAGAAGACUUMGAGUUUUAUCAAAAUACUGACAGAAGUUUAGAGUUUCUAACACAUCUAACCACUGACUCAAAUAUAGAAAAUGGAGAAGUUGGUAGAAAAAGAAAAAGAAAGAAAAUAAUAGAUAAAGAAAAUGAAGAAGACUAUGAAAAGCAACCUCGUUUAUCUCAAGAAGAUGCACUUGACCAACAUGUUCUCUUGCCAAUUAAAAGUCAAAAAGGAGUCAUUCAAAGACUAGGGAGUAAACCAGCUUCACAGGAUGACAAUGAGAUCAAAGCCACUGAAAACAAAGAGAAUAAAGAAUCUGAAGGAAAGAACAAUGAAGCAAUGCCUAUGGAAUGUACUCCAUUAAGUGUAAUUGAAUUAUAUGCAAGACGGCAACAGAAGCUCAGUCAACGUAAAGUUAGGAUUGCUGAACUGUCCAAUGCUGUCAUCCAAAAUCCAGAAGAAAAUGUUCCACAGUUAAAAGAACUUUGUUCUUAUUGUGAAGAAAAUGAUGUUGAUAUUAGGAUUACCACCAAAAAACUGGCURUAGUGUCCUUACUUGAAGUCUUCAAGGAUAUUGUUCCAGGUUAUACUGUCCGCUUACCAACUGAAAAAGAGAAAGAAGCAAAGGUUUCCAAAGAUAUCAGGAAGAUACGGGACUUUGAGGAAGGGUUGUUAAUCACUUAUCAGAAGUACCUACAGAUACUAGAAAAGAUGGCACAAGGAUCUUCUGUAGGAUCCUYGAAGAAACGAAGAUCAAAUGGAGAUUUUAGCAAAAAUCACUCAGAGGGUUUGGUGCAGUUAUCUGUCCAGUGCAUGUGUGAUUUACUCGUUACCUUGCCACACUUUAACUAUCGUAAUAACCUUAUCACRGUAUUAGUACCAUGGAUGAAUGAUUCCUCUAUGGAUAGUCAGAUUUCUAAGCUCUGUUGUGAAACCUUUUCCAAACUUUUCAAGCAGGAUAAAGUUGGAGAAGUAUCUCUCGAGGUAACUAAAGUGAUCAGCAAGUAUGUGAAAACUCGAAGCUACAAAGUCAAGCCAUGUGUGUUGAAGGUGUUUCUGUCACUAAAGAUAAAUGACAUGGAUGUACUGUCGUUAAGAGAAAGCAAAGAAGAAACCAAAAAUGACAAAAUGAAAGGAAAAAAUAAGAGGGAUAAAAUCAUGAAGGCAAAGAUGUCCAAGAAGGAAAGAAAGAGGCAAAAAGAAAUGAAAAAGCUGGAAAAAGAACUCCAGGCUACACAAGCUGUUGAAGGACAGGAGAAAAGAGCAAAACUGCAAACUGAGAUACUCAAGCUCGUGUUUGCAACAUAUUUCCGAGUGCUGAAGAACAGAGCGCAGUCAUCUCUACUGUCCCCCGUUCUUGAAGGGCUGGCCAAGCAUGCUCAUCUCAUUAAYGUGGAUUUCUUUGCUGAUCUAAUGACAGCAUUACAGGGACUUAUCAAUAAAGAGGAGCUUUCUGUUACUGACAAGCUAAACUGUGCUUUAACAGCCUUCAAGAUUCUCUCUGGACAAGGUGAAGCACUGAAUAUUGAUCCCAGAGGAUUCUAUUGUACACUUUAUAAAACUCUUGUACAGCUAGAUGCAGGUGUGAAUAAUGCAGAUGUUUUAACUGGUCUAAAGUGUUUGGAUGUUAUGAUGAAGAAAAGAACAAAACAGAUACCUAUUCAAAGAGUUUCUGCUUUUGCAAAGCGUCUGUCCACAACCAGUUUACAUGUGAUGCCCAAUAGURCACUUGCUCUUUUAGCAUUUGUCAGGAUAUUCUUACAGCUGCAUCCUCGAUGUCAAAACUUGUUGGACAGUGAAACAAUGGGAACAGGUGCAUUCAGACCUGACUUAGAUGACCCAGAGCUGUCUAACACAGACAGCACUACAUCAUGGGAGCUGUCAAGUUUAACAAGCAGACAUUACCACCCUACUGUCAGAAUGCUAGCGGGACAUGUAGUACAGGGUUCAUCAAGCAAAGGGGUUGGUUCUACUUUAACACGAAAGCAACCAGAGGAACUAUUCAAAGCCUUUGAUUGUUCAGAAAUGAAACUGAAUCCAGACAUGUCAGACAUCACUAUGGCAACCAAACAUGCAAACAAGAAGACAAAAAUGAUUUUCAAUGAUGAUAACUGGAAAGAUUCAUGUAUUGAGGUAGCUGUUAAAAAUACUACAGACUUUGUGGUUAAGACUGAACAACAAGUUCAAUUCAAAUUUUCAUCUCUAGACAAGAGGUAACUUUAUCAUGUUUGAUAAUAUACUUCACAAGUUUGUAUAUUUUAAUAAAACAAAGCUAUUCAACUUU